UUUAUCUUGUUGAUUUAAAAAGAAAAUUUUGUUUGGGGGUUCCUUCGAGAUCGGGCGCCGCAGAGAAAUAUUUGAAUUCACUACAGCUUCAACGCGAUCGAGGCAGAUCCUCUCUCCGGAAAAACUCGAAUCGCUCCGGAAUCGGCGCUAUUGCCGCCUUCAUCUCACCGGAAAACCCAAAUGGUGAAGGCUCUGCAAGGCGCGGGGCAGAAUUUGCCGGCGGAUGUAAGCCAGUUGAUCGAUCAGUUGGAGCGUCACUGCUUGGCUCCCGAUGGAUCUCUCGUCACCAAAACGGCUUACUACGAUCUUCAACUCGCAAGAGAAGAAAUGUCGCGGGAGAGAUUGCGGUACUUGGAAGCUAUGGCAAUUUAUUGUGAGGCUAUAGCUAUGGUGGAAGAAUAUCAGCAGGCUGUUUCGGUGGCUAGCCUUGGGGGAAUUCGAGAUGUCCAGGGGCUAUAUCCCCAACUUGGCUUGAAGAACUCUCCCCAGGUGUAUGAGAAUCUAGAACACCGGUUAGUUGUUGCUGAGGCGGCCCAGAGAUUGAGGCUACCUCUUAUAUCAGAUGACGGUGAAAUUCACGAGGAAGAGAUUGAAAAGUGGAGUAUACUAUCAAGAAGCUCUCUUGAUAGUACGAGCACGAGUUUCACAAUUAGUUCAAAUUCUAACUCUGUGAAUUACACUACUAGUUCAGUAAACAGCGCUUCUGGUGGGGCAAAUCCUAGUGCUGCCGACAUGGAACUUGGAGUUGGCGGUGUUCCUAAUCGUUUUCUUGGACUAACACCAGCUUAUUUAUGCCAUGUCCAGCUCCAAAAUAUGCCUAUGUCCAUGGAUAUGGCUGACUACCAGAUGUUUCUUGCCCGUGAGAUAGAAGCCCGACUGAAAGAUAAAUGUGAUAAAUUGGCAUAUGCUAUUGUUGAUGACGCUGAUUCAUCUUCAGGAAACCAGAACUCAAGUGCUCGACUUCCAGAAAGGGUUAAGUUGAUAAUUGAAGAGAUUGAAAGGGAAGAAGCGGAUCUUAGAGAAGACCUCUACUCAGCUGAUAGGAAGUUCACAGAGUAUUACAAUGUCCUGGAACAAAUACUAGGAGUGCUUAUUAAGCUUGUGAAGGAUCUUAAGUUGCAACGUCAACACGAAUAUGAUGAGCUGCAGAAAACUUGGCUGUGUAAAAGGUGUGAGACCAUGAGUGCAAAAUUAAGGGUUUUAGAACAUGUUCUCCUGCUUGAGACAUACACCCGUGAGUCGAUACCAGCCCUGCACAAGAUCAGGAGUUAUCUUGUCGAAGCCACUGAGGAAGCUUCAGCUGCCUACAACAAAGCGGUCACGCGCCUCAGAGAGUAUCAAGGCGUGGAUCCGCAUUUCGAUACCAUUGCGAGGCAGUACCACGACAUUGUACAGAAGCUGGAGAAUAUGCAAUGGACGAUCCAUCAAGUGGAAAUGGACCUCAAACGAUUACCUGAUCGGUAAAUAAUCCCCCUAUCAUUACUCUCUCAUGGUGUCAAUGGUGUGAAUAUUUUUGUCUUCUUAUUGUCUGUUCCUUUAUUAUUAUUUUUAAGAUUAAAAUCUUGUUGCUACGUAUUUGGACAUUUGUCUUUUGAAAUUCUGGAUCGAGGAUUCCGUAUUUACUCACAUUCAUAUCCCAAGUUUCAAAUGUUAUUUAUA
Tarenaya hassleriana is the source of this 1659-nucleotide messenger RNA. Its product is annotated as AUGMIN subunit 4. The coding region runs from base 181 to 1464 and encodes 427 amino acids. The transcript is spliced from 13 exons. NCBI's taxonomy places the organism in Eukaryota, Viridiplantae, Streptophyta, Magnoliopsida, Brassicales, Cleomaceae. Gene Ontology annotation, biological process: spindle assembly. Gene Ontology annotation, molecular function: microtubule minus-end binding. The record is from RefSeq and is a predicted model, not a curated record. Gene Ontology annotation, cellular component: HAUS complex.